Messenger RNA from Saprolegnia parasitica CBS 223.65, 588 nucleotides. RefSeq lists its product as hypothetical. The record is from RefSeq and is a predicted model, not a curated record. Bases 1 to 588 code for a protein of 195 amino acids. The transcript is spliced from 2 exons. Lineage: Eukaryota; Oomycota; Saprolegniomycetes; Saprolegniales; Saprolegniaceae.
AUGCACUACAGUUUACACAUAGCGACCGUGCCGUCGGCCCCGGUCUCGAUCCUCGACGCCCGCUUCCUCACGACGACCAAGGCGACGUGGAGCUACGCGUCCAAAGCGCCCAACCAGUCGCUCGUGUACGCCAAGAAGCAGCUCUGCGACGCCAGCGGUGCUGCUGUGGCCACCCUCUCGCGCAAGGCCUCUCUCUGCAGCAAUGACGACACGUACGCCGUGGCGAGCCCGUACUUGCAGGUUCCCGGUACCAUCACGACCUCCUCCAGCGUGUGCUCCAUGCGCUCUGCGUACACUUGGGUAUUUGACGACCGCGGGUCGGAGCUCGAGCUGUCGGCCUCUGGCUUCUCGCUGCGUCCUGUGAUCACGCUCUCGACGCCGACCCAAGUGACCCGCGUCGUCGCCACUGUCGGUGCCAACAACACGGUGACGAUCGAGGCUGGCGUUGACGCGGCCGCCGUCCUUGUCCUGUGCCGCGUCUGGUCGUUCAAUUUGAACCUGGGCUGGCUGCUUGUAGCGGGCAUUGCGUGGUUUGCCUGGACUUUUCUCCUGCUCUUCCUUAUGAAGCGCUUUGAUGCUUGGCUCUAA